Molecule: messenger RNA, 1940 nt
Organism: Mizuhopecten yessoensis (Yesso scallop)
Lineage: Eukaryota; Metazoa; Mollusca; Bivalvia; Pectinida; Pectinidae
Product: polypeptide N-acetylgalactosaminyltransferase 10-like
Exons: 2
Coding region: 78-1886 (602 amino acids)
Cellular component (GO): Golgi apparatus
Source: RefSeq, a predicted model, not a curated record
UGAGCUGCACGUGCGACAACCAGUCUAUAGUCACUGUUUAUACGGGAACACUGCCGGUCCUCUUACAGUAAGCAACCAUGUUCCCAAGGAAUCUGCGGUUUUUCCUGAAGCUGAUAGUAGUGUUAGCCUGGUCAUCGAUGGUUGCCUGGGUAAUUAACACACAUCGACCCACCUUCACUGGAGAUGGUCGACUGUUGGUCAACUCGCCAUUAAUGGAACCCGGAUAUGGUGGAGAUAGCAAUUCCGCUGUUAAGCGAAACUGGAAAAGUAGCAAUGUCGCCAAUUUAGCCAACAGAAAACGGAAGAAUGAAUUUGGUCCGAAAGGUAACAAUGCUGGAAAUUAUCGACAGAGUUUCUCUGAUAUAAUUCAGGAAUUCGGCAUUUCUUUGUUCAAAGACACCGACCCAAGCCGUUUUUUCAUCAACGUCAACAAAUCUCACGCGACUCCUGUGUCUCGUGAGGUUCCGGCUACACGUUCUGCUGAGUGUGCUUCGGUUCUGUAUGAUAAUGCUACACUUCCGGUAGCAUCCAUAGUGAUACCGUUACAUAAUGAGCCAUGGUCUACAUUCGAGAGACUUAUAAACAGUAUCCUGAAGAAUUCGCCUCCACCACUUAUUCAUGAAAUCAUCAUCAUAGAUGAUUUGAGUAAUUUGGAACAUUUGGGAGCCCCAUUGGAUAAGUAUGUGGCACAGUUCGAUUUUAUGCAAAUACACAGAGCGCAUGAAAGACUCGGGUCGAUGAAAACAAGAUUUGUAGGGACCUCGAUUGCAACAGGGGAAGUGGUUGUUUUCUUGGACUCGCAUACAGAGGUCAAUAUCGGUUGGUUGGAACCAUUACUGUACGAAAUUGACAAAGACCGCAGGACUAUUAUCCAGCCUUCUAUCGACUUGGUCGACCCAGAAACAUUUCAAUACAGGCGGUACUUCGCAAAUGACAUGAGAGGUCAUUUUCAGUGGAGUAUGGCGUACAGUUUUGUACCAUUAACACCAAAGCAAAAAGCGGAAGUUGCAGCCAAACCGACGAAAGCUUUCAACACCCCAGCCAUUGUGGGCUGUGCUUUUGCUGUCAAUCGGAAAUACUUUCUUGAUAUCGGUGGUCUUGACACGGGCAUGCGUAUAUGGGGCGGAGAAGAUGUAGAACUCUCUAUUAGAGUGUGGCUCUGUGGCGGAAGUAUGAAAAUCUCACCAUGUUCUCACGUUGCCCACAUUUUCAAAUCAGGACAUCCAUUCAAAAUGGAUUACUCCGAUCUUAUACACAACAACAGGCGGACAGCGGAGAUGUGGCUCGGUGAUUACAAGCGAUAUUUCUAUUAUUUCAGCUCUGCACUUGCCCAAAGCGCAGAACCAUCUGAAAAGUUUGACGAAAUGGAUAAAAUCAAACAGAAAUUUAAAUGCAAAGGUUUCGAUUGGCUUCUCCAAAACGUUUACCCGGAACUUGAAGUCCCUCCAGAGGGCAGCGAACAUUUCGGACACCUUCGUAACCUUGGUUCCGGUUAUUGUUUCGGUCCUUCGGAAAACCGCGUUCUCGGAGAUAAUCCUAUUAUAGUAAUAGGCGAUUGUUUCGCAUACUAUAAAGUACGUAACUUUGCAUUACUUGGAAACGGUCAACUUAAGAUGGACGGGAAAUGUAUUGAAGUCGACAGAGACUAUUUAAUUGUGACACCAUGUAUAACCGGAAGUGGAAGAUGGGACAUGAAACAGAAAUUACUCGUCUAUGCUGAUGACGAUGGCUCCUCUAAGUGUGUCGGGCAAGUUGUAAAAACAAUUAAUUUAGUUGAAACUGCGGUAGCUAUGACACUGUCCUGUACUGAUUAUGAACUGAAAUAUGUUGAAUGGGAGAUUGGUACCAAAUUGUCCAAAAUGGAGGAAUCGUGGGCAAAAGCAUAGCCAAUAUCUUCAUUGAUUGUGAAAUACUAACGUAAUUAUACGCUAAAUAUAUUC